This is a messenger RNA of Hyla sarda, 3671 nucleotides long. RefSeq lists its product as uncharacterized. NCBI's taxonomy places the organism in Eukaryota, Metazoa, Chordata, Amphibia, Anura, Hylidae. Bases 526 to 1560 code for a protein of 344 amino acids. The transcript is spliced from 2 exons. The record is from RefSeq and is a predicted model, not a curated record.
UUUUGUAAGAAAAUGCAAAUGCUUAAAAUCUCCCUCCUCUGACCCCUUUAACUUUAUAUUUUUCCAUAUACGGGGAUGUAUGAGGCUCAUUUUUUGCGCCGUGAUCUGUAGUUUUUAUCGGUACCAUUGUUAUUUUAUUUAUUUUUUUUAUUGCUUUUUAUUUUAAAAAAAAUUUCUGGUAUAUGAAGGGACCCAAAAUCAGCAAUUUUCGAAACAUCUAAAUAUUUUUUUAAAUGCAUUUACCCCAUUCACCGCGCCAUUUCGUUAACGCUAUAUUUACUUUUUUUUACUAGGAGCGCCAUUCGGACAGCACAGAGGCUGAUAGCGACCCUCCUGCCGUUAAUUCGUCGCGAUCAACGCCCCCCCUGAACCCACCGGCAUCAGUCAUUUUGACUUUUAGAUCCCACGAUCAACUUUGAUUACGCAGGGUUGGUGCCGGUCGCGAUGGCCGCUGCCCAGCAUUAGCGGUUCCUCAUCAUGAAGAACCCGGGAAGAUUCCUAGAAGGAGCUUUGAUGUUCUAAGGAAUGGAUGAGCCACCAGCCGCAUGCGGAGACCCAAUCACAGUAGAGGAACUUAGACCUUCUCAAGACUUUGCUAAAAUGACUCGACCAAAAGUGACCGGCGGUGACAUCCAUGGUGCCAAGAAAGCUGUAGAGCAAAGCUUUGAGCUCAUAGAAGACCUCGGAGGCCAUCUUCACGCUAAGGAUGGACCACUGGAUCUGAAGGAGAGAGAAGUUCUUGGUGCUCCUUGUAAGGUAAACAUGGAAACUUUGACUAUUGACUCGUGUGUCUCCCAUAGUACGGACUCGUGUGUAACCAUCUCAGAAGACGUAGAAGAAGAAGAGGACACCUCCGUGGUUGACCAUGGAAGUUCUCAACCAACAGACAGUCAUGGGGUGGACUUGCUUUAUGGCUUGCCUAGGACAUCUUCUGCUUCCGGUAGAUCUCAGGUUGGGGAUGAUGAAGAACGUGAGAAAAAAUCAGGCGGACAUGAAGAUAAGGAGCUGGUGGAGUCCUCCAAACCUCUCCUCGAGGAGGACAACCCCGAGCAGGAGUGUCCCAUAUGCACCGAGAUAUAUGAUACCAUCAAGCACAAGCAGUCGUUACUCAACUGCAACCAUAUCUUUUGUGACAAAUGUAUCCGAACCAUGGUCAACAACGCCAACUGCAGCAACCUCUGCCGCCUGACGUGCCCCAUCUGCCGGCAGACGACGCCCAUGGUGGAAUGGGAGGUGCGUAGGAUGCAGGAGCAGAUGAUGGAGAGCGCUGGCGUCUGCGUUGAGCAGGACUAUGUGCCACCCCAGCCGCUGGUCAGAAGACCGGGACUAUGCGGAGCCCUGGAAUACAGGUUCCACAAACGCUUCCAGACCGGGCGCCUCUUCCCGCUUUGUAUCCGAAACCCCCAAAGGUUGAUGGAGAGGAUGACCCGGCUGAGGCACGGCUGUCGCUGCGUGUACUUUUUAGCGUUGGUGUUUUUGCUCUUUGCCGAGUUCUUCUGCUUUACCUUCCUGUUCCUCCCUAUUCUGGUGUUUAUUUUGAUGAUUGUUUUGGGCAAGUGAGACAAUAAAGUCACAAAGUGGAAUCGCUUUAUGGUAAAGAGUCGCUGCCUACAAUGAAAAUGAUCGGUAUGAGGCCGGUGUUAACACCAAAAAAACGAAGGCCCACAUAUACCGUGAUGUACACGUUCACUUUAAUGGGCUGAACAUAGUCUAUUAGUGACUAUAUCAGUGACUAUACCAGGGUGCCUCCAGCUGUUGCAAAACUACAACUCCCAGCAUGGCCGAACAGCCAAUGGUUGGGAAACACUGGACAUUUGCAUGGAAUCCUGGACAUUUGCAUGUUCUGCCAGCGCUAGGACCCGCUCGGAAAUGCGCCGUCUCAUAAGAUGGCAAUGCGCUUCGGAGCAGAAUCCACAGAAACAAUGAUCCUGUCUAAAAUUGGUGUUUCUAUUAGCUGUGGAAAAUCCGCCGUGUGCAGUAGGACUCUGCUGCUGCUGAAUUUCUCCUUUUAAUUCAUUUAUGUUUAGAAGAACAUCACAAGUUUAUCGUGUAAAAGUAUGUAAGCGAUAAGCUAUCAGCAUUAUGUCACCAAGCAAGGUCACCCCUGCCAUGCGGCUCAUUCUCCAUUCUAUUGUAGCAUUAUAAGAAAGUAUUUCAUGUUGUUUUUCCCAUCUUAAAGUUGUGGGAGAGGAAAAGCAACGACAUUCUGGUCCUCCUAUCUCAUCCUCAUAGUCCGACCUCCUAUCCUGUCCUCAUAUCUCGUCCUCAUAUCCUGUCCUCAUAUCCUGUCCUCAUAUCCUGUCCCCAUAUCCCGACCUCAUAUCCUGUCCUCAUAUCCUGUCCUCAUAUCCUGUCCUCAUAUCCUGUCCUCAUAUCCCGUCCUCAUAUCCCGUCCUCAUAUCCCGACCUCAUAUCCCGUCCUCAUACCCUGUCCCCAUAUCCUGUCCUCAUAUCCCGUUCUCAUAUCCCGUCCUCAUAUCCUGUCCUCAUAUCCUGUCCUCAUAUCCCGUCCUCAUAUCCCGACCUCAUAUCCCGUCCUCAUACCCUUUCCCCAUAUCCUGUCCUCAUAUCCUGUCCCCAUAUCCCGACCUCAUAUCCCGACCUCAUAUCCCGUCCUCAUAUCCCGUCCUCAUAUCAUGUCCCCAUAUCCUGACCUCAUAUCCCGUCCUCAUAUCCCGACCUCAUAUCCCGUCCUCAUAUCCCGACCUCGUAUUCUGUCUUCAUAUCUCGUCCUCCUAUCCCAUGCACCACACUAACUAUUCACUGCGCCUGCCUUUGGUCAGUCGUCAGGAUGUUUAAAAGUCCCGGGCAAUCUCUGCAGCCAGAGAGUAACGUAAGAGAUGUACUGGAAAUUCAAUAGACUUGAAUGUGACUUUAGAGAAAAUUCCCCCACCCUCACCCAAGAAGGUAGGUUAGGGUUAAUUAUCUCUAUUAUAUUUUACUUGACAUUUAACAUGUACUGAGUUUUAUCGAAAUAUCUCUAGCUGUUUGAAAGUUAUGUUGGAACCUACUCACAUAUAUACACACAUAUACAUUUAUACACACACACACAUAUACAUAUACACACAUAUACACAUACAUUUAUACACACACAUACACAUACAUAUACACAUACAUAUACAUAUAUAGACACAUAUACACAUACAUAUACAUAUAUAGACACAUAUACACAUACAUAUACAUAUAUAGACACAUAUACACAUACAUAUAUAGACACAUAUACACAUACAUAUACAUAUAUAGACACAUAUACACAUACAUAUACACACACAUAUACACAUACAUAUACACACACAUAUACACAUACAUAUACACACACAUAUACACAUACAUAUACACACACAUAUACACAUACAUAUACACACAUACACAUAUAUACAUAUACACACAUAUACACAUACAUUUAUACACACACAUACACACACAUAUACACAUACAUAUACAUAUAUAGACACAUAUACACAUACAUAUAUAGACACAUAUACACAUACAUAUACAUAUAUAGACACAUAUACACAUACAUAUACACACACAUAUACACAUACAUAUACACACACAUAUACACAUACAUAUACAUAUAUAGACACAUAUACACAUACAUAUACACACACAUAUACACAUACAUAUACAUAUAUAGACACAUAUACACUACAGACCAAAAGUUUGGACAC